AAGGGCGGUACAGUACAGGCGGUAGUACAGGGGCAUUUUCGGAAUGUAAAAUUCACUAUAUAUACAGAGGAUACACUACCACACCAUACGCCAAAUUAGUAACCGCCAUCAACAGAAUUUUCAGCGCUAAUUUUUCUAGUCUCGAUUUGAAGAAAAAUUUGCAGAGAUGGGAGAAGGAAGCGGCGAAUUAGCGAAGCUGAACCGCAGGAAUUCGUUGAGGAGGACGGAGUACGGGCGUCCGAUCCCGAAGAGAGGCCAAGUGAAGGCGGCGAUCGUGUCCGGAUUGGCUCACUCUUUGUCGUCGAUGCUAUCGAUCGGUUCUCGUUCUCAUUCGUGAAUGAAGGUAUCGGAGAUUGUAGAAAUUUCCCCAAAACUUGAUUCAGUUCGAGCUGCCUGCUUGUGGUUCUGUUUAUGUGUAAUUUUUUGUUUUUGUUUUUGUUUUUUUGAAGAUAUGAAAUAGGUUAGCUGUUUUUUGUACAGUUUUUACUGAUAAGACAAGAGUUUCUUUAUGGUUUCUAUUCACUUAUUUCUUAUUUUUCAUAAAUAUUUGUUGUUGCUGAAAAUGAACGUUGACGUACGGUCGGUUUAAUUGCGUGGGCAAGUCGGUAUAGAUACAAAAAGGGAGUUAAAAUCCCACAAUAUUGCUUGCGAUGAACAAAUAAGGAAAAGGAAAUGAGGGAAUGCGAUCAAGCCUAGACUGAUCGAAUAAAAUUAAUUGAAAAAUAUAAUUUGAAAUUGGAACUGAUUAAACUAUUUUGUUUACACUAUCAUCUUUCACCUAUUUGGUAUUAUUUAUUUUUGUAAAAAUAUUUUUUUUCUCUUACAAAAUAUUAAAUCAAAUGCUAAUUUUUUUUUCUUUUAAAUUUUCAAAAUUUCAAAAAUUUCAAAAAAAUUCUGUCUAAACGGAAACAUAGUUUUUGAAGUUUAAUCAAAAUAAAAACAAUGGAAAAUAUUGACAAGAAAAACAGCCAAAAAAACAUCACGUCAUCAAAAAGAAAAACACUAAAUUAAAUAAAAAAGAUAAAUUAUAAUAAUAUAAUAUUCUUUCUAUUCCAACUUAAAGUAUAUUUUUAUCUAUUAAUCUAUUACAAAGUUCGAAAUGAUCCUUUUGAAGUGGGACGAAGAAAAUUCUUUAUUGUGUUUCAGUAAAAAUAAAUAAAAUAUCAUGUAUUUUAUUUACUGUAUAAAUUUUAUGUGUUAAAUUAAAAUACAAUAUAAAACUAGAGAUGGCAAUCGAUCGAAUCGGAUUAAAUUUAUAAAUAGGCCCUAAACUUUGAAUUCAAACCCGAUCUGUUUACUUAAAUGGGUCAAAAUACUCGAUCUAAAUUCGAUUAGCUCAAAUCCAUUCAAUCCGAAAUGACUUGUUAAUCUGUUUACUAACUUAUUAUUAUUUAGAAAAAUGAUAUCCCAGCGGGCCAUUAGAGCAAAAAUAGUGGCCUGAAGACCGACAGCUUCACCGUCUGACUCACAGUCCUCUUCUCUUUGUCGACGUUUUUUCACUUACAAUAGCUCUCAUUUCCAGUGUAAAAAAGGCGACAAGUUUGGGAAUGAUUAAUGCAGGGAGUAAUAAAUAUUACAAAUCACGAGUACGAAACGAGACUAUUUAAUGCAUUGUGUAUAAGCGUGGAGGAGAUUCCUCGUCCAAAACAAGUAACAGCCAGGCCAGCCUAUUGCUAUUUCAAGGAUAGUCCUGUAGCGCCAAGAAAGCAGCAACGUCCUCUAUAUAUUGGUACUUGUUUAGCCGUAACCCGCAAUUCCUGCGCACCCAAUCUCACCUACAUAUACGCCAGUUUCCAAACCAGAUGAACACGCUCCCCCUCCAUCCCACCCCCACCCCCAUCCCCACCACAGGUUCACAGCUUUUCUAUCUCUUACGAGAAAGUUGUUGCAGCCUGCAGGGAGGAAGAGGAGGAGGAGGAAGAGGAGGAGCGAGGGAGAGAGACAAAAAUAAAAAUAAGAAGAAUAAAAAUGGGGGGUUACAAAGGGAACCAGACUCGGGAUGAAGAGGGAGUAAUGGCGGCAGAUUUCUUCUGGUCCUACACAGAUGAGCCACACGCCUCGCGCAGACGCCAGAUCCUCUCCAAAUACCCUCAGAUCAAGCAGCUCUUUGGCCCUGACCCCCUUGCUUUCCUCAAGAUUUCUGCAGUUGUUCUGCUCCAGCUAUGGACUGCAACCCUCGUCUACAACGCCACAUGGUUGAAGAUCCUAAUGGUGGCCUAUUUCUUCGGCUCCUUCCUCAACCACAAUCUGUUCUUGGCAAUCCACGAGCUCAGCCACAAUCUAGCCUUCUCGACUCCCGUCUACAACCGAUGGCUCGGGAUAUUCGCGAACCUCCCCAUCGGCGUCCCCAUGUCGGUGACCUUCCAAAAGUAUCAUCUCGAGCACCACCGCUACCAAGGCGUUGACGGGAUGGACAUGGACGUCCCGAGCCUCGUCGAAGCCAAGCUCGUGAGGAAUGUCUUCACAAAAUCCCUAUGGGUUCUGUUCCAGCUGUUCUUCUAUGCGCUCCGUCCCCUGUUUCUCAAACCGAAGCCCCCCGGCAUGUGGGAGUUCGUCAACUUCGCCGUCCAGAUUUCGCUCGACGUCGCAUUAGUCCAUUUCUGGGGCUGGAAAUCUCUGGCUUACUUGAUCCUAUCGACAUUUGUCGGGGGAGGAAUGCACCCGAUGGCCGGGCACUUCAUCUCCGAACACUAUGUUUUCAGCGACACGGAUCAAGAAACGUACUCGUACUACGGCCCUCUUAAUCUUUUGACGUGGAGCGUAGGCUACCACAACGAGCACCACGACUUCCCGAGGAUCCCCGGCACCAAGCUACACAUGGUGAAGGAAAUCGCCCCCGAGUUCUACGACGAGCUCGACGCCUACCGGUCGUGGAGCCAGAUUAUUUACAUGUACAUUAUGGAUAGGACCGUCGGGCCUUUUAGCCGGAUGAAGCGCAGCAUUUCGUCGACGAAGACCGGUUCGAAGAAAUCAGAAUGAGGAGCAAUGUGUUUUUUGGGAAUGUCUUGCUAGAUUGGUCGUGUUGUUUAUCGAAUUUGUUUCAUGUAUGUAUUGCCAUAUCUCUUAGUUUCUUAGAAGUUUAGUUCUUGAAUGAUCAUCGUCAAGAACCUUCUAUGAUUGAUUGAUUCUUUGUUGGGACAGAGGACAUUAUAUACAGCAUAUAUAUGUAUAUUUUCAUUUCUUGAUUGCUAUUGAAUGAGUAUAUUUUGGUU
This is a messenger RNA of Andrographis paniculata, 3212 nucleotides long. RefSeq names its product sphingolipid delta(4)-desaturase DES1-like. NCBI's taxonomy places the organism in Eukaryota, Viridiplantae, Streptophyta, Magnoliopsida, Lamiales, Acanthaceae. Bases 1969 to 2979 code for a protein of 336 amino acids. Gene Ontology annotation, biological process: ceramide biosynthetic process. The transcript is spliced from 3 exons. Gene Ontology annotation, cellular component: membrane. The record is from RefSeq and is a predicted model, not a curated record. Gene Ontology annotation, molecular function: sphingolipid delta-4 desaturase activity.